AAUUUCUUUUCAGGAAUAAAAUUCCAUACACCCGUUGGCUGCCUUUUCAUCAUUCAAAAAAAUAAUCCUUAUAUGAAAGAUUUGCUAAAAGCUGCGGAUGCAAAAAAUGUAUCAAUAACAGAUGUAUCAUGCAGAGAUACCUUCACAAGAAGAUAUCCUUAUUUGCUAUUUAAGGAUGAUGAAAUCGCUCUUUUGGAUGAUAAUGGUGGUGGCCAUAUUGAUCCAAGGAACUUAGUUGCAGCACAGAAGAAAAUUUCAAGGGAACAAGGAUGUGAUAUUAUUGAAAGUGUUGUUACAGAGUUACACCAAGAAAACAACCAUUAUCAAAUAAAAACCGAAGCAGGAAAUAAAAUAACUUCAAAAAGAGUGCUGAUAGCGACUGGAGCAUUUAUAAAUUUGAAGAUUCAUAGUGACUUGAAGCCUUUGCUUGUUUCAAAGCACAAAGAGACAAUCGCCUUGCUUGAAGUUUCCGAAGAAGAAACAGAAAGACUGAAUUCAUUGCCAGAUGUUAUAUACGUAAGAGGUAGUGAUGAAAUAUUUCCUAAAGGAGUCUUUAGCUAUUUCCUUCCUCCUGUAGAAUAUACUGCAGGUAAGUUCAGCAUAAAAGUUGGAAUAGAUGGAUGUGCAGAAGAAGCUAAAGAUUUGGAUGAUAUCAAGAAAUGGUAUCAAUCAGGAGGGGACCAAAAUCUAAUUAAAUUGCAGGAAAGACUUAUUAAGAGAGAGUUACCAGGUCUGAGGUAUGAUAGUAUCACCAGUAGAACCUGUGUCAACUGCCACACUCCCACUGGACUACCAUACAUCGAUCGUAUUAACCCAACCCUCACAGUUGCAGUUGCAGGCAAUGGCAAAGCUGCCAAAUUUUCAGAUGAAGUCGGGAGAUUAGCUGCAAAACUAAGCACCACUGGAGAAUGGGACUCAGAAUUGGAACAAAUAAGAUUUCGAGCAGUUUUUCAAGAAUGAAAACAAAAACCCACCAUAAUUUCAACAGGCAACGGAUUAAAUUGUUUUCAAAUUGAAUUUUUAAUUAUUGCUUUUCCAAAAUGCUGUUUAAGUUUGGAACAUAGAUUAAAGUGUUAUUUCUUAUUAAGCAAAA
Molecule: messenger RNA, 1093 nt
Organism: Parasteatoda tepidariorum (common house spider)
Lineage: Eukaryota; Metazoa; Arthropoda; Arachnida; Araneae; Theridiidae
Molecular function (GO): flavin adenine dinucleotide binding; sarcosine oxidase activity
Source: RefSeq, a predicted model, not a curated record